Molecule: messenger RNA, 2700 nt
Organism: Hyla sarda
Lineage: Eukaryota; Metazoa; Chordata; Amphibia; Anura; Hylidae
Exons: 2
Coding region: 847-2052 (401 amino acids)
Source: RefSeq, a predicted model, not a curated record
CUGUAUUGUAUGUAUCCAUCACACAGUGUCUUUAUCCUGUCAGCAUUUAAUGUUAUCUCUUUGCUAGGAAUGUAGCCGCGAAGGUUAAUUAACCAUAUUAGGACUUCCUAUUCUUACAUGUGUUAUGGCUUUCUCGACCAUCUGUCUCUCCCAUGAAUUCUCUCAGAAACCUCCGUAUACCUAAUAUUAUAGGCUAGAGAUUAUACCAAAUAUUUGAGUGACGGAAGGAGGGGUGCAACCCCCCCCCCCCCCUAUAUUAUGUGCUUACGGACUACUGAAUAAACUAGAGUGAAUUUGACCAGACAAACUGUUGUUACGUGUUAUUUCUGGUAGAUUCAUUCUCCUGGAUCCAGAUAAAGACUUAAAUCAAGCUAACCACCGAAGUUCGGUACCAGGGGUACCUAGAUAAGAUCAGAUCUCCUUACAAUCUGGGGGCUCAGUCCGGGGUCGAGAAAGUCAUCCCCGGAUCCGUAUGAGGGAUAUCUGUUUUAUCCUCUGGCUGAUCCGAGGGCACUGACAGCGUCUCGAUCCAAGAACCAACUCACCCAUUCCGGGUAGGAGACCAGGUGAUUGUCAAGGCCCUCCAGAAGGGAAAGAAGCCGGGGAGCUUCAUCUACGGACAACCCACCGAGGUAGUCACCAUCACCAGAACAGCAGUCCUUACAGAGCAGUCACCCACCUGGAUCCACACCACAAGGAUCAAGCUGUUAAAGAAAAGAGAGGUACUAACGGAGGCAGACAGCCUUGACCUCGAAAAAGGCGGAAAAGGGGUACAAACGGGGGCAGACAGCCCUGACCCCCAACUAAGCGAAAGUCUCCAUGAGUUCUGGCAGUUAAUUGACAAGAAUGACACCCCAAAUCAUACUGAUAACAAUCUCAUUGACUUUUCUGACAUGUAGUGACACGGAGAGCUAUAAGCAAAAUUACAAGCAGCAGAAUCCUCUAAUACCCCACACCAUGGCUUUCAAGAAUAAAAGAGCGGUAUCUGAUUCAACAUAUGAGGACACUUUAGCAAUGGAAACAGGAGUCUCAGAUGCCAAUCUUUGGGUAGAAUGGAUGAAAUACACAGCAGCUUCCAUCAAUAAAAGUAAUUGUUAUAUUUGCGGGACUGCGAAACCACAUUUGGGUACGGUGCCAUUCACGCUUCCCUCAAAUAUAGAAAAAUGUUUUUUAAAUCUUUUCAAGAAUAUUUCUAAUAAUGACACAGAUUGUGGAACCUGGAAAAUGAAAUACCCUUUGCUAACAGAGACCCCACACUCAGGGGCAGGUAUACACAUAUACCCAGGGAAUUACACAUGCUAUAGGGGAGAAAAGGAAGGUGUCAAUAGAAAGAACUCUACAAAGAGAUAUUGUGCUAGUUAUAGCUCUGUAGAAGUGUCACUCACUCAGAACCAAGUUUUUUCAAUAGGUGACAUUUACUGGAUCUGUGGCGAUGGUAAAAUAAGGUUCAAGCUAGAGGGCAAGUGGAAAGGAGAGUGUGCUCUAGCUAAAGCCAUUAUGAACAUUCACAUAUUCACAGAAGGGGGAGAACACGUAAACUCUGCCACAAAAAGGAUAAAGAGGUCAACACCUGCAGGUAGCUUCGAUCCACAUGUAUACAUAGACACAAUAGGGGUCCCAAGAGGGGUCCCUGAUGAGUUCAAAGCCAGGAAUCAAGUCGCUGCGGGCUUUGAAUCUAUUCUUUCUAUAAUCACUGUGAACAAAAAUGUAGACUGGAUUAAUUACAUUUACUAUAAUCAACAAAGGUUUGUAAACUACACAAGGGAUGCGUUACGAGGUGUUGCAGAGCAGCUCCAAGCUGAUUCAAUUAUGACAUUUCAGAACAGAAUGGUCUUAGAUAUGAUUCUGGCAGAAAAAGGUGGGGUGUGCAAAGUGCUUGUGGAUCCUACAUCAUGCUGCACCUUCAUACCCAACAACACUGGUCCCAAUGGGAAAGUAACUAUUGCAAUACAAAAGUUAGAGGACCUGUCUGCCGAACUAAAAAAGAACUCAGGUAUUACAGAUCCCUGGGGUCAAUAUUUUGGAUGGUUUACUAACUGGAAACAUGAUUAACACAAUUAGCCAUUAUAAUUUUUGUAAUCAUUAUAGUUAUUGCUGCAUUUUCUCUAUGUGUGAUACCAUGUAUUAGGAGGUUGCUACGGCCACAUUUUACCAGGCCUCGCCCUCAUUGGCUAAUGAAGACACUACACCCAGUGGAUACAUGCAAUACCUAAAACUCUACAGAGAAAGGAAGUUAAAAAAAGGAGAACCGUAUAGUAUAAAAUAAUAUAAGGUUCUAAGAGGGGAUUGAAGGGGUUACUGUAUUGUAUGUAUCCAUCACACAGUGUCUUUAUCCUGUCAGCAUUUAAUGUUAUCUCUUUGCUAGGAAUGUAGCCGCGAAGGUUAAUUAACCAUAUUAGGACUUCCUAUUCUUACAUGUGUUAUGGCUUUCUCGACCAUCUGUCUCUCCCAUGAAUUCUCUCAGAAACCUCCGUAUACCUAAUAUUAUAGGCUAGAGAUUAUACCAAAUAUUUGAGUGACGGAAGGAGGGGUGCAACCCCCCCCCCCCUAUAUUAUGUGCUUACGGACUACUGAAUAAACUAGAGUGAAUUUGACCAGACAAACUGUUGUUACGUGUUAUUUCUGGUAGAUUCAUUCUCCUGGAUCCAGAUAAAGACUUAAAUCAAGCUAACCACCGAAGUUCGGUACCAGGGGUACCUA